Molecule: messenger RNA, 2208 nt
Organism: Sphaerodactylus townsendi
Lineage: Eukaryota; Metazoa; Chordata; Lepidosauria; Squamata; Sphaerodactylidae
Gene: DDX39B
Product: DExD-box helicase 39B
Exons: 11
Coding region: 143-1429 (428 amino acids)
Biological process (GO): mRNA splicing, via spliceosome; mRNA export from nucleus
Molecular function (GO): RNA helicase activity; ATP binding; RNA binding
Source: RefSeq, a predicted model, not a curated record
GCAGCUCCUCCCCCUCGCAGGAGGUAAGAAGCUCCGCCGUAAUCGUCUCUCCAUCCGCGGCCUCUUUCGCCAUCUGCUCCGUCGUCGGGGCGAUGCCGGUCCUGUGAGCGGUUAUCUUUCUUAGAGAGAGGCAUCGAUCACGAUGACUGAGAACGACGUUGACAACGAGCUCUUGGAUUACGAGGACGAUGAGGUUGAAAACCAGGCAGCAGGAGACGGGGUGGACGUCCCGUCCAAGAAGGAUGUCAAGGGCUCCUACGUCUCCAUCCACAGUUCUGGGUUUCGCGAUUUCUUGCUAAAGCCAGAGCUGCUGCGUGCCAUCGUCGACUGCGGCUUUGAGCACCCCUCAGAAGUGCAACAUGAGUGUAUCCCGCAAGCCAUCUUGGGUAUGGACGUUUUGUGCCAGGCCAAGUCAGGCAUGGGCAAGACCGCCGUCUUCGUUCUUGCUACACUACAGCAGUUGGAACCGGUCACCGGACAGGUGUCGGUGCUGGUGAUGUGUCACACUCGUGAGCUGGCCUUUCAGAUCAGCAAGGAGUACGAGCGUUUCUCGAAGUACAUGCCCAGUGUCAAGGUGUCAGUGUUCUUUGGAGGCCUGUCCAUCAAGAAGGACGAGGAGGUGCUGAAGAAAAACUGCCCCCACAUUGUGGUGGGGACCCCGGGCCGCAUCCUGGCCUUGGCCCGCAACGAGAGUCUCAACCUCAAGCACAUCAAGCAUUUCAUCCUGGACGAAUGCGAUAAGAUGCUCGAGCAGCUCGAUAUGCGCCGGGAUGUCCAGGAGAUCUUCCGCAGGACCCCGCAUGAAAAGCAGGUCAUGAUGUUCAGUGCCACUCUCAGCAAGGACAUCCGCCCCGUGUGCCGCAAAUUCAUGCAAGACCCCAUGGAGAUCUUCGUGGACGACGAGACCAAGCUGACGCUGCACGGGCUGCAGCAGUACUAUGUCAAACUGAAAGACAACGAGAAGAACCGCAAGCUCUUUGAUCUGCUCGAUGUGCUGGAGUUCAACCAGGUGGUGAUCUUUGUGAAGUCGGUGCAGCGCUGCAUAGCGUUGGCUCAGCUUCUGGUGGAGCAGAACUUCCCGGCCAUUGCCAUCCACAGGGGGAUGCCCCAGGAGGAGAGGCUGUCACGGUACCAACAAUUCAAGGAUUUCCAGCGCCGAAUUUUGGUGGCCACCAAUCUCUUUGGCCGUGGCAUGGACAUCGAGCGAGUCAACAUUGCGUUCAACUAUGACAUGCCGGAGGAUUCAGACACCUACCUGCACCGGGUGGCUCGUGCUGGGCGCUUUGGCACCAAGGGCCUGGCCAUCACGUUUGUGUCGGAUGAGAAUGAUGCCAAGAUCCUGAAUGAAGUGCAGGACCGCUUCGAGGUGAACAUCAGCGAGCUGCCGGACGAGAUUGACAUCUCUUCUUACAUUGAACAGACCCGAUAAAGGGGACCGUUCCCCUCUACGUCAACGUUGGUUUCAAUUCCUGACCUCUUCCGCUUCCCUGAAACUUCACGUUUAAUUUCACUUGACGGAGAAUGAAGUGGCUUGGACCAUCUGGACAACACCCAUUUGCAUCACUCCUACGAGGGGGACAGAAGAGCUGUUGUCAAUAGGCUGUGGAUAGUGGAGGGGGUCAGCAUCCAAUAACCCACUGCACUGCCCAGAGGCCUAAGGGGAGAGCCUGCUUGGCGGGAGUCCCAUUGUCUGUCUGGCACCAGAAAGAGACAGUCUUGGCGCCUCUCCAAGGGGGCCCACCUCCAGAUGGAUCUGCACUGCCUACUAGCAGGAUGCUGGGACUCCACCCCUACCAUAGCUUCACUUUGUCCUUACGUUGGCAUUACACAGAGAUCUUCCUCCAUGAUGGGAAGCACAACCGGGAGGAGUUUCAGCAAGGGUGCUCUGUAAAUCCCUGGCAUCUAGAAUUGCAUUUUUGUUUUCUAGAAAAUCCCCUUUUGAGAGGGAAAAAACUAAAAAUAUGAACCUUCUUUUGUAUGCCCAUUCAUGCUGUUUUUAAGACUGUUUUGUGUUUUCCUGUAUGUGCGUGUCCCAUUUUUUUAAAAAACGUGUCUGCAUGUGAAAAUUAACCUGUCCUAGGUGGUAUAUCUUGGCAGUAAGCUAGUAGUGAAAGACUCAUGUUUUAGCUGUGACUUGUUCUAUUCUCCCUUGACUCUCCCCCUCUUUUUGUAAUAAAGAAGCCCAGCUCUUAUGGGUGUCUAAUUAAA